Strongylocentrotus purpuratus (purple sea urchin) is the source of this 4035-nucleotide messenger RNA. Its product is annotated as gamma-2-syntrophin. Gene Ontology annotation, molecular function: structural molecule activity; protein binding. Lineage: Eukaryota; Metazoa; Echinodermata; Echinoidea; Camarodonta; Strongylocentrotidae. The transcript is spliced from 18 exons. Bases 41 to 1606 code for a protein of 521 amino acids. The record is from RefSeq and is a predicted model, not a curated record. Gene Ontology annotation, cellular component: dystrophin-associated glycoprotein complex; intracellular anatomical structure.
CUUUGAUACAAGGUUAAUUAAUUUGUGACCUAUCAAUCAGAUGUUUUUAUGUUGUGCAAACAAUAAUACAAUGGUUGUGGUGAAGACAGGGUUCCUGAGCAUCUGUAACGGUCCCAAGAAUGCCCAGCGAGUCCGCGUCCAACUCUCAACAGAAACCAUCAUCCUCCAGAAAGAAGAGACAUUUGUAGUCAACCCCGUAGAUCCAAAUGGCGGUCAUGAAACAAAUGGAACAGAAGUGGACUCCGCAAGGGAGAGAGUUAUUACAAUAAGAAGACAAAGGGUUGGGGGCCUUGGACUCAGUAUAAAGGGUGGAGCAGAGCACAAUAUACCCAUCUUAGUAUCAAGAAUAUUUAAAGAGCAAGCAGCUGAUCAGACUGGUGAACUAUAUGUCGGUGAUGCAAUCUUAAAGGUCAAUGGAAUGUCAAUAGAAAGGGCAACUCAUGAUGAAGCAGUAAUAGCACUGAAGAAUGCUGGGAAUGAAGUUGAACUGACUGUCAGACAUUUCAGAGCAGCUACACCAUACCUCAAACAAGCAGCUAAGCUAGCAGACAGGGGGAAGUCUCCUGAAAAUAACAACACAACAGAGAACAAUUUAACAAAUGGAGGUGAAGGCUGGCAGACAAGAAAUGCAUCAUCAACGACGGCAACCGUUCACAAUCAAUCUCCGCAACCUCAGCCGAAGAUGCAGAUGAGAUGGGUCGAUAUGCUCUCAAUAUCCUUACUCAUGGCCAGGGUCACAAGAUAUGCGAAUGGCUCUGAUAAGAUCAGGCCGAAUACGUUCGAGGUGGUAGGUGUGGACGGGACAUCGUCGGGAAAACUUCUCUGUCAAAGUUCAACAGAGCUCAUUGAUUGGCUCAAGGUCAUCAACUCAAGUGUAGCAACUCUAAACGCCCAGUCAAUGAAGCUGUCUAAUGAUCUUUUACCUCCUGUAGACCAAAUCAUGCACUUUGGCUGGGUGGAAGAGAGACUCGCAAGCAACUCACAUCAUAACAUAUGGAAGCCUAAAUUCUUGGCAAUAAGAGGAGCUGAUGCCCUCAUCUUUGAAUCACCUCCUGUGAACCCAAGGGACUGGAUUAGGUGUGAAAGAAGUUACAAGCUCUUUGAAACUGUCUCAAGAAUAUUCAAGGAUUCUGAGCUUCAAGACGACCGCGCCCAUUGCUUCCUCCUUCAGUCCGGGGCAGAGGACUGUCAUUAUCUCAGUGUCGAGAACAGGAGUGAGUUAAACGUCUGGCAGAGCGCAGUCCUCAGAGCAACUCAUGCAUCAGUCAGCAAACUUUGUACCAAGACAUAUGGAUGUACAUGGAGGAAAAGGGUUGUUGGUUUGACCCUUGACCUAGAUACUGGUUUCACGCUGUUCGAUGCACACAACAAGGCUCUGUUAUGGAGAUACCGUUUCUCACAACUCAAGAAUUCCUCAGAUGACGGCAACGCAAAAGUCAAACUCCAAUUCACAAAUGCCAACUCAGGUCAGCUGGAGAUGCAGGAGCUGGAGUGCCCGAACCUUCGCAAACUUCUUCAUUGUAUGCAUGCCUUCCUAGCAAGUAAACUUGCUGCCAUAGACCCCAAAUUCCUCCGCAGUACAACUCAGCUCCCAUGCGACUCAUGACAGUUUGAAAGGGAACACAGAAUCAAAUUAUGAAAAUGUUAUUAUGUGAUUCGUACUUUUGAAGAUGUAAUGUUUUCUCUCUUCUUCUUCUUCUCUCCCUUGUUCUCUCUUUCUCUCCUCUUUGUUUCCAUCUUUUUUUUCUAUCCUAUCCUUUCCAGUAUUUCUACCCCUCUCUCAAUUGGUCUUGAAUAGAAUUAACACUGACAAUAUAAAUUAUUUAGUUUAUUUGUAAAAAAUAUGACUUCAUGGCAUUUUACUAUUCCUACUUCGGGCACAAUAUUCUUGUUUAUUUUACUUUUACCUCAAAAAAGCACAACUCAAAAAUGUGUGCCAGCUGAAUUUUUAUGUCAGCCUUUUAUAUGCUAGUUACUUAGUUGUUAGUAGUUCCAACUCGCAGUGCUUCAUACCGACCUAAGUCUCAUGAUAUGUCGGGUAUUAAACCAUGUGAACAUUUCUCAUUUUGCAAUUUCAUGCAAACUAGUGUGCGAAAUUAAAUAUGAAAGAUCUCAGAGUAUGUAAAAAGUCAGCUGAAACAACGACCAGUGCUGUUUUAGGAUUAAACAAUUUCAGCUACAACUGUGUGCUACAUGUACUAGCAAAAUGCUUUAUGAUAUCCCACAUUGCGGAUUGAAUAGACCAUUUUCAAAGUCCUUUCAAAUUUAUUAAAAUUUACCUAGCAACAAGCUAUUUCAUUCACCUGUAUUUAUUAUUGUAUCUCUAUAGUAACAGUCCAAAUUGUAUACAUCAGUUAUUGCUAGGUCAGACAAGUAUCAUGGAUUGCCCUACCUAGCAACAUGUACUGUUCGCAAUUUGCAUUCUGACAAUGGAAAUUUAGUAAUUUGUAACAGGUGGAUGAAAUAGUUUGCAACGAGGUACUAGACGGUAAACAAAUUCGAUGAGAUUACGAAAAUUGCCUAUUAAAGCACUGAUGAAUUUGCUAUAUUGAGGCUGGUAUAGGGAUUACAUGCUGCAUCUGUCUGAAAGAUGGUGAAAAUUGUUAUCAUUUUCUGACGUUAAUUUUAGUUAGGAUGACUUGAAAUGAUGAAAACAGACAAUUUUAGUUGAGAGGUCAAAUUUCAUCAGUCACACAAUCCCCAGAGUCCUUUCUUCUAAAAUAAUGCUCGUAUUCAAAAAUCGCCAUUUCUUAUUAGAAAAUGAUUAUUACUUUUGUAGUAAUAAAAUUAUAAAGGGUAAAAUCAUUGAACUUCUUGGUCAUUUACAGAGCAAGAAUUCACCGGACAUGUUAAAAGCAGUAUUCCAUUUAUAUACUAAGCAGUAUUCAUCUUUUCUAUUUCGUUCAUAGAUAACUGUACUUAAUUUACUUUUGAAAUAUUUUGCGUAACUGAGGAAUCAUGAAAUACCGGCUGUAAGCAUUUCCACCCCCCCCCCCCCCCCUCUCUAGAAAACAUAACUUGUUUUACUUUGAAAUAUGAGAAUGAUAUGAUCAUGUCUAACUAUUGUAAUUUGUGAGACAAUAAUUUGUUAGCCUUUAUUGAAGAGAGCUUUGAUAUGAGUGUAUAUAUUUUAUGGAUGAGAUCAAGAGCAGUGUUGGCCUUGAAAUAAUAUUUUACCUGUAUACAGUGUACAGUUUUCUUUGCUUUUCAAUGACGGGAGGCACUCUUUUUUUUACCCGGAAGGUUCAUAGUUCUGAAAAACACACAUUUUCCAUAUCAUGGGGUUGAUAAUUCCGAUCAUUUAUUGUGUUAUUUUGAAUUCCGAAAGUGAAAUAGGGUUCAUUAUUCAGAAGGUACCGGUAUGUAAUUCCAAAAAUGAAGUACUGUUCAUAAUUCUGAAUAUUGGUUCCAUUUUUCUGAAGGGUCGCUUACCCCAAACUUGAUAAUUCGGAAAGUGAAAUAGGAUCAUUAUUCUGAUAAUGAAAUAGGGUUUGUUCUUCCAACGACAUGACAAAUAUUGCAGGGUUCUAUGUCAUUUUCAGAACUAUAAACCUUUUGAAUUUUUUUUUUUAAUUUUCAGAAAUACAUACCUUCAGAAUUAUAAAUCUUUGGAAAAACAGCAUGCAAAAAUUACAGAUAUUUAAUGCCCACAUGUGGACAGGGAGAACUGUUAUUAAAUGAUAUAAUAUAUAGGAAGGACUGACUUUGAAUUGGAGAUAAUGAUAGAUUUAAAUAUACUUGAUCUACUUACUGGUCUACUUAAGCCAUUAAUAUGUAAGCCAACUAAAAACUUUUGAAGCUUUAUUUUGAAAAAACGAUAUCAAAUAUAUGUUUCCAAUGUUUAUUAUUUUAGAAUUCAUGGGAAUUAAAAAGAAGUGCUACAAGUAUUUGUGUUGGUUUUUCUUUUUGAACUCCAAAUUUACAUUGAAGUCUUAAUUGAAAUGUUAAGAAAUAAGAUAUAAAAAAUUAGUGGAUUUUGAAGAAACCUCUUUCAAAUUUAUUGACUGAUUCUGAUGUAUAUUUAUAUAUUUUGGA